This is a messenger RNA of Pogonomyrmex barbatus (red harvester ant), 771 nucleotides long. RefSeq names its product stromelysin-1-like. The record is from RefSeq and is a predicted model, not a curated record. Lineage: Eukaryota; Metazoa; Arthropoda; Insecta; Hymenoptera; Formicidae.
AUGACGCCCGCUCGUGGAAUUGCCGUGAUCGCGUGCGCGAUAGCCGUUAUCGCGGCGAUUCGCGACUCCGUUGCCAACAGCGAUUCCGUUGCCAACAGCGAUUCCGUUGCCAACAGCGAUUCUGUUGCCAAUAGCGACGAGGAGGCGAUUCGGUUUUUGCAAACCUACGGAUAUCUGGAUGGUGAUAACGUGCAAACGAUAUCAGAUAACGCGACGUUGGCUCUGAGACACGCGAUUGCGCUUUUUCAGGAGUAUUAUCGUAUACCUGGUGAUAGUGUUCUUAACGAAGUUACAUUGGAACACAUGCGUAAACCGCGAUGCGGUGUCAAAGAUAUAUUACAUGAGUUGGACGAUUCUCCGAGGAAAUGGGCAAGGACGCAUCUCACUUGGAACUUUCAUCUGGCGAGCGAGAGCGUUUUACGAGUCACCAAAGUCGCGUUCGAAAUGUGGGCUGCGAAUUCAUCGCUGACGUUCGAGCGCAAUUCAACGAAUCCCGAUAUCGUAAUAUCGUUUCGAAAAGGUUUUCACACGUUUGUGGAUCCUCGGCAUCGAGGUAGCCGAAUAUGUCCGUCGUUGUUGGACGGACCGGGAAACGUGUUAGCUCACGCUUUUUUACCGUCGUCAGAAGUGUCAGAGGUGCACGUGGAUAGCGCGGAGAAGUGGCACAUCGAGUUAACUGUUAAUCCUGACGAUACGAUUCAUCUGUUGCAUACGUUGACGCACGAGAUCGGUCACGCAUUAGGAUUACAUCACAGUCCUUUAACUGAGUGA